Dipodomys ordii (Ord's kangaroo rat) is the source of this 7661-nucleotide messenger RNA. It is a transcript of the gene Nrk, whose product is annotated as Nik related kinase. The transcript has 29 exons. NCBI's taxonomy places the organism in Eukaryota, Metazoa, Chordata, Mammalia, Rodentia, Heteromyidae. Gene Ontology annotation, biological process: protein phosphorylation. Bases 1 to 4605 code for a protein of 1534 amino acids. Gene Ontology annotation, molecular function: protein kinase activity; ATP binding. The record is from RefSeq and is a predicted model, not a curated record.
AUGGCGGGACCAGGGGGCUGGAGGGACAAGGAGGUCACCGAUCUGGGCCACUUGCCGGAUCCAACUGGAAUAUUCUCACUAGACAAAACCAUUGGCCUUGGUACUUACGGAAGAAUCUAUUUGGGACUCCAUGAAAAGACUGGCGCAUUUACGGCUGUUAAAGUGAUGAACGCCCGUAAGACUCCUUUACCUGAAAUAGGAAGGCGGGUGAGAGUGAAUAAGUACCAAAAGUCUGUUGGAUGGAGAUACAGUGACGAGGAGGAGGAUCUCAGGACUGAGCUCAACCUUCUGAGGAAGUACUCUUUCCACAAAAACAUUGUGUCCUUUUAUGGAGCAUUUUUCAAGCUGAGUCCCCCUGGCCACAGACACCAACUUUGGAUGGUGAUGGAGUUAUGUGCAGCAGGCUCAGUCACUGAUGUAGUGAGGAUGACAAAAAAUCAGAGCUUAAAAGAAGAUUGGAUUGCUUAUAUCUGCCGAGAAGUCCUUCAGGGCUUAGCUCAUCUUCAUGCACACCGAGUCAUUCACCGGGACAUCAAAGGUCAGAAUGUGUUGCUGACUCAUAAUGCUGAAGUAAAACUGGUUGAUUUUGGAGUGAGUGCUCAGGUGAGCAGAACUAAUGGAAGGAGAAAUAGCUUCAUUGGGACACCAUACUGGAUGGCACCUGAAGUGAUUAACUGCGAUGAGGACCCACGGCGUUCCUAUGACUACAGAAGUGAUGUUUGGUCUGUGGGAAUCACUGCUAUUGAAAUGGCAGAAGGGGCUCCUCCUCUAUGUAAUCUUCAGCCCUUGGAAGCCCUCUUCGUUAUUUUGCGUGAAUCUGCUCCCACAGUCAAAUCCAGUGGCUGGUCCCGCAAGUUCCACAAUUUCAUGGAAAAGUGCAUGAUAAAGAACUUCCUGUUUCGUCCUACUUCUGCAAACAUGCUUCAGCACCCAUUUGUUCGCAGUAUAAAACAUGAGCGGCAUGUUGUGGAGUCAUUAACAAAGCAUCUUACUGGAAUCAUUAAGAAAAGAGAGAAAAAAGGGAUCCCUUUGGUUUUUGAAAGAGAAGCUAUUAAGGAGCAAUACACCAUGAGAAGAUUCAGAGGACCCUCUUGCACUCAUGAACUUUUAAAAAUACCAACCAGCAGCAGAUGCAGACCACUUAGAGUCCUGCAUGGAGAACCAUCUCAACCGAGGUGGUUACCUGAUCAAGAAGAGCCACAGGUCCAGGCACUUGAACAACUACAAGGGGCAGCUAGAGUGUUCAUGCCCAUACAGGCACAGGACAGUACACAAAGACCUCUACAGAAUCAGGUGCAGGCACCUCCACGAUUACAAAAGGCAGCUAGGGUUUUCAUGCCACUACAAGGUCAGGUGAAGUGUAAGGCAUUUAGGCCUCUACACAUGGAGAUCAAGGCACCUCCACGACUACGGAAGCUAUCUGGCAUGAUCAUGCCACUACAGGCUCAGGGCAAGAUGGCUAGGCCUUCACAGAAAGAGAGCUCCAUACCCAAAGAACAACAGGCUCAGACCCAGGAAAAGAAACAACCACAAGAUUUGGACCAGGUGCCAGAGGAAUUUCAGGGGCAAAAUCAGGUACCUGAACAACCACAAAGACAGGGCCGGGCUGCUGAACAACGGCAAGGGCAGAACCAUCUCCCUGAACAGCAUCUGGACCAGAACCAAGCACCUGAACAGCCAGAGGUACAGGAACAGGCUGCUGAGCCUGCACAGGCUGAGGUUGAGGCUCAGGCACCUGAGACAUUACUAGUACAUGCCCAAGUGUUCCUGCCCCUACUCUCACAGAACCACCAUGUUCUCUUGCCACUACAUUUAGAUACUCAGGUGCUCAUUCCAGUAGGGGAGGGAAAUGAAGGGUCACCGCAGAUACAGGCCUGGGCACUAGAGACCUCACAGGCAGUUGAGUCAGUUCAAGCUCUGAUAGAAGGACUCUCAAGAGACUUGCUUCGAGCACCAAACGCAAGUAACUCGAAGCCACUUGGUCCACUGCAAACCCUGAUGGAAUGCCUCUCAUCAAACAUAUUUUACACUCAACCAGAACCAACCAGGAAGAAAAAAUCAAAAGUUUCUAGUCUGAGGCAAGCAUUAGCAAAAAGACUUUCACCAAAAAGGUUUAGGGCAAAGUCAUUACGGAGACCUGAAGAGCUUGAAAUUGAGGAUGUAGAAGCCCGCAGAAGAAGGCGCCAACGCAGAUGGGAGGACAUCUUUAAUCAGCAUGAGGAAGAACUGAGACAAGUUGAAAAUGUCCAAGAGAGAUCUUCUUCUAUGCGUAACAACCACAAUCAUACACAGCGUGUGAAGUUCUCCUCAAGUGUACCUCAGCAGUCUCUUUUGGAACAAGCUCAGAAGCCCAUUGACAUCAGACAAAAUCCUGAGAAUUGUCCUGAAGCAUCAGAAUCUUCUUCUGAAGAGGAGAGUCCCAGGGUUGUGAGGAGGUCCCAGUCAUCACCUCCUUAUUCUACUAUUGAUCAAAGCUUGCUGAUUGAUGUCCAUGUUCCAGAUGGAUUUAAAGUAGGAAAAAUAUCACCCCCAGUAUAUUUAACAAAUGAAUGGGUGGGCUAUAAUGCACUCUCUGAAAUCUUCCGGAAUGAUUGGUUAAUUCCGGCACCUAUUGUUCAGCCACCUGAAGAGGAUGGUGAUUAUGUUGAACUCUAUGAUGCUGGUGCUGAUACUGAUGGUGAUACUGAAUCUAAUGCAUAUAGACAUACCUAUGACCAUGCCAAUGAAAAUGCUGGCUUGGAUAACCACUUUGAGCAGACAAAGUAUGUUUGUGAAGACCAAAAUAAUGCUGAUGGCAAUGAGGAGUCUGUUGAUGAUGUACGUGGUAAUCAUGAUGGUGCUUCUAACUGGCCAAGAUAUGGAAGAGAUGGAAGCUACAAACAAGUUGGUAAUAAUGGAAAAGAAGGAGCUGGCAGAGGCUAUGGAAAUGAUAAGGCCAGGAGCAGCUAUGGAAGAAGUGCUGUAGGUGGAGCCAGUGCAGCUUUUGGAGAUCCGGAAGAAUAUGGAGCCAAUACAGGCAGUGGAACACGUGGCAGGAAUAAUGGUGCUAUGGCAGUCGGUGGAAUCAGUGAAGAGAAUGGAGCAUGUGGAUUCAGUGACGGAGAAAAUUACUCAGCAAUAGAUGGACUGGGACUAGAGAGACAUGUCUUCCAGGACGUGGAACCUGAACUAGAGGAAUUGAAUGGUGAAAGUGAUGCCUCAAAUUCCAUCGCCUCAGAUAUUACACCCCCAGGAUUUGAUGAAGAAAUUGACAUAUCAGUAUCAUCAACCUCAUUGGGAUUUUCUCCCGCCCACUCAUCUCCUUCCAAAGAUUCUGAGAGGACUACUGAUGCUGACUGUGACAGUGCCAUCUUAUAUGCUGGAUUUGUUGAAGUACCUGAGAAAUUACCUAUGCUACCCUCUGAAGUCAAUGUUAACCCAUUCUAUGUCUCUCCUCCAUCUAAAAAACCACUUAUCCACAUGUAUGAAAAGGAAUUUACUUCUGAAAUCUGCUGUGGUUCUUUAUGGGGAGUCAAUUUGCUGCUGGGAACUCGCUCUAAUCUGUAUCUGAUGGACAGAAGUGGAAAAGCAGAUAUUACUAAACUUAUAAAGCGAAGACCCUUCCGCCAGAUUCAAGUUGUAGAGCCACUCAACUUGCUGAUUACCAUCUCUGGCCGUAAGAAUAGACUUCGGGUAUAUCAUUUGACUUGGCUUCGGAACAAGAUUCUGCAUAAUGAUCCAGAAAGUAAAAGGCGUCAAGAAGAAAUGCUGAAGACAGAGGAAGCUUGCAAAGCUAUUGACAAGCUGACUGGCUGUGAGCACUUCAGUGUUCUCCAACAUGAAGAAACAACCUACAUUGCAAUUGCUCUGAAGUCAUCCAUUCACCUUUAUGCAUGGGCACCAAAGUCCUUUGAUGAAAACACUGCUAUUAAAGUGAUAUGCACUGAUCAAUCAGCAGACUCCGAAGGAGACUAUAUGUCCUAUGAAGCCUAUAUACGAAUACUGGCAAAAAUAAAAGCAGCUGAUCCAGCGAACAGGUUUAAGAGACCAGAUGAGCUCCUCCAUUUGCUAAAGCUCAAGGUAUUUCCAACUCUUGGUUAUAAGCCAGUGACAGUUGACUUAGCAAUUGGUCCUGAGAAGACAUUGAAGAUUUUCUUCAGCUCAGCAGAUGGUUAUCAUAUCAUUGAUGCGGAAUCAGAAGUUAUAUCUGAUGUGACCUUGCCAAAUAAUUCCAUGGAUAUCAUUCUACCACAGAAUAUCAUCAUUUUACCUGAUUGCUUGGGGAUUGGUGUGAUGCUCUCCUUCAAUCCUGAAGCUCUCUCUGUGGAAGAAAAUGAAGAACUGUUCAAGAAGGUCCUUGAAGUGUGGAGAGAUAUACCAUCUUCUGCAGCUUUUGAGUGUACACAGAGAACCACUGGAUGGGGCCAGAAGGCCAUCGAAGUGCGCUCUUUGCAAUCAAGAGUUCUGGAAAAUGAGCUGAAGCGCAGGGCAAUCAAGAAUCUGAGAUUUCUCUGUACCCGAGGUGACAAGGUGUUUUUUACCUCUACCCUGCGCAACCACCACAGCCGAGUGUACUUCAUGACUCUUGGGAAACUUCAAGACCUCCAAAGCAAUUAUGGUUUUUAAAAGGUUCCAGUGAUUUGUUACAUCUACAUUUAUGAUACAUAUUCAAUUGCAUCUUCACAUUUCUGAGAUUAAAUGAGCAUUCUUUUAUUGCUAGAGAAAAAAUUAAAUCAGAAACUUAACUUUUUAUGUAGCACAGAGUAGUUUUAAUGAGAAAUGCAGCUUUAUAUAUAAAAUUAACAAUAGCAAGCUCUAUGUACUCCAAUGAUGUACAAUGUCUUUUGCACAAACUUUGUAACUUUUGUUACUGUGAAUUCAAACAUUAUUCUUAGGUCAGUCUGGACAGUAUCUGUAUUCAGACUUACAAUACUAAGUAAAGAAUCUUAUUAUGAGUUAGAUUACCAACAAAAGAAUUGGCCAUGAAUAAAACUUCUCCAGAGGAGAAAAAAGUUAAAUUUAUCCAUGAUUUUUUUCAAAGAAACAAAGAUUGUAAUGACUAUGUGAUAGUCUAGACUAUGGUUGAACAACCUGCAUGCCCAGAGUACUUUGAAGUGAUAAAUGAGGACACAUCCUCCAUCUCCUCCCAAGUAAGAUCAUAGUCAAAGGCUAGUUGUAUUCUUUUUUACUCCUUGUUCAACUGGUUUUCUCCCUAUGAGAAGAAUAAAGGGAGGGUUUAUAUGCUUGAUUUUCCUCGGAAUCCUCAAAGACGUGCAAUAGCUAUUUUUACAAAUCACUAAAUUAUAUACUUGUAAGGCUGAAUACAGAACUGAACUUCAAUACAUAUGUACUGUAGAAAGAGUUUUCUCUUUUUAAUACUUUAAGUAGGCGUCAAAUUCUGUGCCCAAAAUUAACUUUUUUUUUCAAAAUCAUUACCUGGCCAAUAAUAUGACAUUCACACAGCACUAAAUAUUUACCCAAACCUAAAUUCAAGUGCUUAAAAUUUUCCACUUACUAAACAACAAAAAGUGAUAAAACAUAAAACAAAAGACUUCAAUGAUGAAUACUUACAAUUUCAUGUUUCAAAUGCUGUAAAAUCAGUAACUAAGAUUACUCAAACCCAGAUUUAGUGUUUUCUAUAAUGAAAUGAAGAUUUUGAAAAAAAAUAUCUACAUCUGUAAAGUUAGAAUAGUGAAAGUCAUGCUAGGCCCAUCACUCAAAAAUGGUAUAGACGCCAUAGAUAGGUGAUGUUUAGUCACCUAUGGUAACUGCUACCUGGUGAAAAGCAUAAUUAAUACAUAUCCAUCCUCAAUGUCAAGGUUAGUUCUGGGGCAAGAAGCCAAAGAACCACCACAAAGUAUACCUCAUUAAGAAUUCCUCUAGCUCUGCUUCUAAAAUCUUUAGAUGGUGCUAGCAGGACAGUAAGUUUUAAACUACCUUGUUACCCAAAAAUCAAAAGCAGCUGAUUACAUGUGAAUUCAUGAUAGCACAUCAUUUCUUGGCACCCAAGUGCCAAAACUGAAGAUUUGGAUUUUCCUAACAACUUUUAUCAAGAUCAAGAGUGUAGUAACUCAGAGUUGAGAAUGUAGGAGAACUUGAAUCCGUUAACUAAAGAAAUAAAUGUGAAUCACGUUCUGUUACUGUGAUACAAUAAUGUGAUUCUCCAACUGGCUCAUCCUUCAGUGUUUACAACACAAACGACUUUUUAAAUGCAAUCGUUUUGCAAAGGAAAACAAACUUCUAUUUCAAAAUAUUUUCAUAGAGGUAGUGUACAUUAUUAUGUUUGUACACCAAUAGGCCAUGGGGAACUCUGUGCAAGUACCUCAUUGCUGAGCAAAUGGAGCUUGCUAUGUUUGAAUUUCAGAUUUUUUUCUCAUUUAUGUAGUAUGUAGGAGCAAGUCUUUUAAUUCUUUUUUUCUUAAUAGUAUGUACUCAAAGUUAAAAUCAUAUAGUUAAAAGUAGUUUAGGAAGUCAACUCCCGUUGUCCUCUGUGGCGCUUAUCCAGCAAACAUAGGCAAGAGUGAAGAGAAUCUUUGAGAUGUUUCAAAGCAACCACACAUGAAAGAAUGGAAAUGUGUAACUGAGCUUUAAAGGACAUGAUGUUAAUGAAGAAAGAAAGCUAGGCACAUAGCAAGAAGGGAGAUUAUGAAAUGAGCAGCCAUAUAGAAAAGAUUGACAUUAUUUGAAAUCGUUCAUAGGUAAAAGACAUUUCCAAUAGAGAUUCAAAUCAGUCAGGAUUUACAUCCUUUUCUAACUGAAAUAAGAAAGUGAAGGGACAAUGAAAUCUUAAAAGUACCUUGCUGGGUGCUUCGUAAUAGAUGGAAGAAAUUAUAUCUCUACAUCACUUAGAGUAACAACACCUGGAAGCUCUAGCCCUUCCCAGAAGGGUGGGAUGAAUUUUCUGGAAGGCAGUUUUCCCUAGUCAUUUUGUUUGAAGCAUGGAAGAUUUAGCAGGUUGUGAGCAGCACUGUUUGUUUUUAUUUUAGUGAAAUUUUGUUUUGUUUUGUUUUGUUUUUCACCAAAGCCAUUUUCCAUAAUAAACCACAUUAUUGGAAAUAUAUGAAAACUAGAAAAUAAUGGCUAAACCCAAGUUGAUGAGAAAAUUUUCUGAGUGGUUGAGUCAGUUAAAGGAAGGUAAGAGCCUGAGAAGAAACAGUAAGAAAGUGUAAUCAUUUAGAUGGUAAAAUAUGCAGGAAUCACACAUGUAUUCUUACUCUUUCUUCCUCCCUCUCCUUCUCUCUUUCCUUCUUCUUCUUCCUCCCUGUGUCUUUCCCUCCCCUCCUCCUUCUCUCUUCAUCUUCCUCUUCUCUAUUUCACACACAGUUACUAUUUUCAGUAAAACACAUUAGAAUGCACACAAUUUAACUUUCAAUAACACAUUAUAAUACACAAAUUUUAAUGUAUUCAGUAACACGUUAGAGUACAAACAUUGCAACAUUUUUAUUACUACCAGUUUUGAGAUAAAUUGCAAUCACUAAGUAAUUUUUUUUACCAAAAGUCAACUAGUUUAGAUGAUAUACAUAAACUGAGGAAUGCAACACACAUGCAAUGGGAUCUUUUAAGUACUCUUCAAUUUGUUUCUAGAAAUGUAUGCCUCUUUUAAACAACUUAUAUCCAACCUAUACUCUUAAAAAUAUUGUAACAGUCUUUGAGACUGCUAAUUGUUUAAUCAGAAAUUCUGU